AUGGAAGUAAUUAGUUCUCUAAUCUCUUCUGUUUUGCUUAAAUUCAUCCACAAAGACUUUCAUGAGAUUUACUCAAGAAUGUCCCUCCUCGAUCGUUUUCUACUUCUUAUCGUGCAUGCAGUGGAUAAGGUUGUUCCAUGGCAUAAGCUUCCGGUUUUCUUGGGUUUAGCCUACCUUGGAUUGCGUAGACAUCUUCACCAAGAAUAUAAUCUUAUCAAUGUCGGUCGAACUCCGGUUGGGACCCGGUUUAAUCCGGCUGAUUAUCCGUACCGGACUGCUGAUGGAAAAUUCACUGAUCCGUUUAACGAAGGUGUCGGUAGCCAAUUUAGCUUCAUCGGAAGAAAUUGUCCUCCCGUUGAUCAGAAAAUAAAGUUAUUGAAGCCAGACCCGAUGGUGGUGGCGACAAAAUUAUUAGCAAGAAGAAAGAUGAUCGACACAGGAAAACAAUUUAAUAUGAUUGCAGCUUCAUGGAUUCAAUUCAUGAUCCAUGAUUGGGUUGAUCAUCUUGAAGAAACUGAUCAGAUCGAGCUCGUGGCUCCAAAAGAAGUAGCGAACGAGUGUCCCUUAAACUCCUUUAGAUUCUUUAAGACCAAGGAAGUCCCGACCGGUUUCUUCGACAUCAAGACCGGUUCGCUAAAUACUCGUACACCUUGGUGGGAUUCGAGCGUCAUCUAUGGAAGUAACUCGAAGGCAUUGGAGAGAGUGAGAACUUACAAAGAUGGAAAACUAAAGAUAUCGGAGGAAACGGGUCUGCUCCUCCACGACAACGACUGUUUAGCCAUCUCCGGCGACGUACGUAACAGUUGGGUUGGUGUAUCUGUGUUGCAAGCUCUCUUCAUCAAAGAGCACAACGCCGUAUGUGACGCCCUCAAGAAAGAGGAUAUGGAUUUGGGAGACGAAGAUUUGUAUCGCUACGCUAGGCUAGUGACAUCAGCUGUGAUUGCCAAGAUUCACACCAUAGAUUGGACCGUCGAGCUUCUCAAAACCGAUACUUUACUUGCUGGGAUGCGAGCAAAUUGGUACGGACUACUUGGAAAGAAGUUUAAAGAUUCAUUCGGGCAUGUAGGCAGUUCAAUUUUGGGAGGAAUCGUGGGUAUGAAAAAAACGGAAAAUCAUGGAGUGCCAUAUUCGUUAACCGAAGAAUUCACUAGCGUAUAUAGAAUGCACUCUCUCUUACCUGAUCAACUCCAAAUGCGUGAUGUUGAUGUUGUACCGGGAACUAAUAAAUCACUACCAUUGAUUGAAGAGAUUCCUGUUGAAAAGUUGAUUGGUCGUAAGGGAGAACAAACCAUAUCUCAUAUUGGAUUCACUAAGCUAAUGGUCUCAAUGGGUCACCAAGCAUGUGGUGCACUUGAGCUAAUGAACUAUCCACAGUGGUUUAGGGAUCUUGUUCCACAAGACCCCAACGGUCACGAUCGUCCGGACCACAUCGACUUAGCCGCUUUAGAGAUCUAUAGGGACAGGGAGAGGAAUGUUGCAAGGUACAACGAUUUUAGGAGAGCUAUGUUUAUGAUUCCAAUAACAAAGUGGGAAGAUCUAACGGACGAUAAGGAAGCGAUUGAAUUGCUAGAUGACGUGUACGGUGGUGAUGUAGAUGAGCUUGAUCUUCUGGUGGGACUUAUGGCAGAGAAGAAAAUCAAAGGGUUCGCUAUCAGCGAGACGGCGUUUAACAUUUUCCUCCUUAUGGCCACAAGGAGAUUAGAAGCGGAUAGAUUUUUCACGAGCGAUUUCAAUAAGACUACCUAUACAAAGAAAGGACUUGAAUGGGUGAAUACUACAGAAACUCUUAAAGAUGUUUUUGAUCGUCAUUAUCCUGAAAUGACUGAUAAAUGGAUGAAUUCUGAAAGUGCAUUUUCAGUAUGGGAUUCUCCAACGGCUACCAAAAAUCCAAUCCCUCUUUAUCUCCGAAUCCCAUCUAAUUAG
Arabis nemorensis is the source of this 1923-nucleotide messenger RNA. The record is from the annotation of a GenBank genome assembly. NCBI's taxonomy places the organism in Eukaryota, Viridiplantae, Streptophyta, Magnoliopsida, Brassicales, Brassicaceae.